AUGUCUGCAGGACUGGAAACACCAACCCGCUCUCGAGCAUCCUCAAGAACCAAAUCGCCACAGCUAUCAAUCGACCUCUCAGAUCUACCCCCGCUGGUGGAGCCAUCACCACCGUCGAACACAUUGAUAAUAACCAACCUUCAAGAACCUGAGAUCUUCGAACCCUCAAACCUCGUCCAAAUCCGCGAAAUCAUCAACCAACAUGCGGCGAUCCAUACUUGGGCGCCACUCAAAUCCUUCCGCCGAAUCGUCACCUCUUUCUUUGAUAUCGACUCGGCCAUUCGCAUACGCCAAAAUCUCGACGGAGAGACCCUGAUGGGUAGCCGGAUUCGUGUAUACUUUGGCCUCAACACGCCACUCAAUCCUACGGACCAGCACCUGCCACUGCCACAAUCCGAUAAGCUGUUUUUCAUAUCGCCACCACCAUCGCCUCCUAUGGGCUGGGAAAUGCGCAAUGAAGAAGCACCAAACACACUAGUCCACGCUGAGGAUCUGGCAGCUGCCUUGGCCAAAUUGCAUGCCGAUCACGACCCAAUCGAUUUCUCUCCAACAAACGAAGACGGGAGCCCAGCUGUGCGGAGAAGGCGGACAGGUAGUUCGACGAUUGUGUACCACCCAGAGGACCAUGGCGACAGCCCUCUAUUACCCGCCAUUGCUGUGGAAGACACGACGGAUUCCCCAGCAGCAGCAUCGCCUUCUGUGGACGCCAUGGAGGGUGUUGAAGGGCCAAUUGCACAACAGAAAGCCCAGGGUCAGAAUGUGUCUACCGCAAGACCUCCUGUUGAGUUCAUGCAUUGA
Molecule: messenger RNA, 798 nt
Organism: Aaosphaeria arxii CBS 175.79
Lineage: Eukaryota; Fungi; Ascomycota; Dothideomycetes; Pleosporales
Product: Calcipressin-domain-containing protein
Exons: 2
Coding region: 1-798 (265 amino acids)
Biological process (GO): calcium-mediated signaling
Cellular component (GO): cytoplasm; nucleus
Molecular function (GO): nucleic acid binding; calcium-dependent protein serine/threonine phosphatase regulator activity
Source: RefSeq, a predicted model, not a curated record